Messenger RNA from Acinonyx jubatus (cheetah), 1421 nucleotides. It is a transcript of the gene LORICRIN, whose product is annotated as loricrin cornified envelope precursor protein. Bases 96 to 1187 code for a protein of 363 amino acids. The transcript is spliced from 2 exons. The record is from RefSeq and is a predicted model, not a curated record. Gene Ontology annotation, cellular component: cornified envelope. NCBI's taxonomy places the organism in Eukaryota, Metazoa, Chordata, Mammalia, Carnivora, Felidae. Gene Ontology annotation, molecular function: structural constituent of skin epidermis.
AAAUCUUGGGAGCUCCAGUGCUCCUAACAUAAGCCAGCAUCUCCUCUCCUCACUCAGCUCCUGGUGCUUCAAGCUUCUCUCUCUCCUUAAACAAGAUGUCUCACCAGAAAAAGCAGCCCACCCCCAUGCCCCCAGUGGGCUGCGGGAAGACCUCCGGUGGGGGCGGCGGGGACGGCGGAGGCGGCGGAGGCUCCGGUUGCGGAGGCUACUCUGGAGGCGGCGGAGGCUCCAGCUGCGGAGGCUACUCAGGAGGCGGCGGAGGCUCCAGCUGCGGAGGCUACUCCGGCGGAGGCGGCGGUUCCAGCGGGAGUGUGAAGUACUCUGGGGGUGGUGGCAGCUGCGGAGGCGGCGGAGGCUCCAGCUGCGGAGACGGCGGAGGCUCCAGCUGCGGAGGCUACUCCGGGGGCGGCGGAGGCUCCAGCUGCGGAGGCUACUCAGGAGGCGGCGGAGGCUCCAGCUGCGGGGGCUACUCAGGCGGCGGCGGAGGCUCCAGCUGCGGAGGCUACUCAGGCGGCGGCGGCGGCGGCGGCUCCAGCGGGAGUGUGAAGUACCCCGGGGGUGGUGGCAGCUGCGGGGGCGGCGGAGGCUCCAGCUGCGGAGGCGGCGGAGGCUCCAGCUGCGGAGGCUACUCCGGGGGCGGUGGAGGCUCUAGCUGCGGAGGUGGAGGCUCCAGCUGCGGGGGUUACUCCGGGGGUGGGGGAGGCUCCAGCUGCGGGGGCUACUCCGGGGGCGGCCGAGGCUCCGGGCAGCAGGUUCAGUGCCAGAGUUAUGGAAGCAUCUCUAGCGGCGGCUGCGGCGGGGGCUCCUCCGGCUGCGGGAGCGGCGGGGGCUCCUCCGCCUGCGGGGGCGGCGGGGGCUCCUCCGCCUGCGGGGGAGCUGGCUACUACUCCUCGCAGCAGACCACCCAGACCUCCUGCAUGCCGCAGCAGAGCUACGGAGGGGGGUCUUCCUGCGCUGGGGGCGGCGGCUCCUCUGGAGGCGGCGGCAGCUGCUUCUCCAGUGGUGGGGGCUCGUCCUGCGGUGGGGGCGGCGGCUCCUCCGGGGGCGGCGGCGGCUGCUUCUCCAGUGGUGGGGGGUCGUCCUGCGGUGGAGGCGGCAGCUCCGGUGGGGGCUCCGGAGGUGGCAAGGGCGUCCCGAUCUGCCACCAGACCCAGCAGAAGCAGGCGCCUACUUGGCCAAGCAAAUAAGGCCAGUUGGACGCCGCGGAGACUGAGGAGCUGGAGCCGUUUUCCGUGGGCGCCUAUGGGCUCAGCGCUCUCUUGAUAUUGCCGAGGUUCCCAAAUGCUUCGUGUGUUACACCCAGACGAAGCCUUAGAGUUCUGGGGCUGCUUCUUGUUCUACAGGUUUUCCUCUUUGGUUUCUGUACAACUACCUCCCAAUCCCAGUGCCUCCUCAGUCAAUAAAUUUGCAAUUCAUGAGAA